CCACAACAGGGAAGGCUCGCGAGAGAGAAUUUUUGGACGAGUGAAUUAAUUCCGGUUUAACAAAAUGAAGCCCAUUCUAACCUUGCUGCCUCUGGCCUCCAGGGUUGGUGCUUAUGGCCCUAUGAGCAGAAGUGCUAGGACCUGUUUUCAGGCAAGGAGACUGCAUUUAGAGUCAAGUGAUAAUUCAGGGACCAAGACUGUUAGAGAUGUGAUAUCAAGCUUAUCAGCAAAAGUUGGUGCAGCUAAGAGUUUCACGCAAGUACUAGAUCGAUCCUUCCUGCUUGAACUCCUGCCAAAGUCACAGGAUGAAUUGCCACCAAGAAGCAUGAAGGACAGCUUUGACAGUGCAGUCAUUCCCCUCGAAAGUGAAGUGAGACUCAGGGAAAAAUACGUGACCUUCCUUGGAGGAGUGAGAGUUGGCAGACUUUUGGAAGACCUCGAUGUAUUUGCAGUAUGGCUGUGCUACAAGCACUUAGAAAAUCCCCGGCAGAAGGAAAACAUGCCGAGCCCAUACAGCAUUGUCACUGCUCUUGUUGACCGCAUUGAUUUCAAUCAGGGAGUAAUGCUGAGGCCAGACCGUGAUAUUCGAUUGUCAGGCCAUGUCUCUUGGGCCGGACGAUCAUCUAUGGAGGCCAUCAUUAAAGUGGAGCAGUUCAAUGAGGGAGAGUGGCAACAGGUCACCCGUGCUGUCUUUGUUAUGGUGGCUCGAGACCCCCUCAACCAAGGCUCAGCGCUUGUGAAUCCCCUCGUUCCUGAGACAGCGGAAGAGAAGAGAAUAUUCCAGGCCGGAGAGAUCAACAAGUUACACAGGAAAGUGAUCCAGCAGGAGAGCCUGUUUCGAGUCCCUCCAAAUGAGACAGAAAAGAGCCUCGUUCAUGAAGUCUUUAUGUCCAUGGCCAACCCAGAGCAGCUUUCUUUCGCUUCCAAGAAUGUUCCAGAGAACUCAGUCUGGAUGGAGAACCACAAAUUAAAGAACCUUAUUAUCUGUCACCCUGAGUCUCGCAAUAUCUUCAACAAAAUCUUUGGUGGAUUCUUGAUGAGGAAGGCAUUUGAGCUUUCUUGGGCUAAUGUCUCGGUAUUUAGCAAACAAAGGCCACGAAUUCUCCACAUAGAUGACAUCAUGUUCCGUCGACCAGUUGAGAUUGGGUCACUCCUGUAUCUAAACUCACAGGUUGUGUACACUGAGGGGACACAUAUUCAGGUCAGCACAAAAGCAAGUGUGAUGGAUGCUGUGACCUCAGAAAUCAGCCUCACAAACAUUUUCCACUUCACUUACGAAGUGAAGCAACCUGGUCCAACUGUCUUGCCUCGAACUUAUCACGAGGGUAUGUUGUAUCUUGAUGGCCGUCGUCAUUAUCAACUUGUCCGAGGUCUUCGCAAGUUCUAUGGCCAAGGAGAAGUGCCUUCAGACACUCGGAUUUAAAUAGAAUGGUCUAAAGAACAAUUGUUUGAUUAGACAUUUGAUACUGUAAAUAGAAUUAAAAUUAAAUGAGCAUACAUGAGUAUUGACACAUUCAUACAUACAUUAUGAAUAUUCAUAAGUAAAUAUAUUUAUAUUUACUGUUCUGUGUGAAUAUUUAUAUCAUUAUAUAUUUAUGUAUAUUAAUAUAUUUAUGUAUAUUAAUGUAUGUAUGUAAAGGUAACACAAGUCCUCAAGUGUAAACACUUAUAAGAAAUCAAAGCACAAAGUUUUGCUUUCUUUUUUUCAAGUGAAGAUUAAUUAAUCUGACUUUAUGCUAAUUGGUGUUUAUAGUUGAUUGGUAUGUAGUGCAUAAUCUAGUCUUUUCUUUUUUUUCUUUCUUUCUUUUUUUCUCUUUUUUUUUCUGUUUAUCUGUCUGUUACCUAAGAUUUGGCCAUAUUUUACUCACUUGUCUACCUAAGUAUCUUUUGUCAGAAUUUAAUCUGUCUGUGGCGGUGCUUUGCUUAAUUUAGAUUUAAGGUGGCUUUAAAAUGGGAAGCAUAAUGAGGGUAAAAGUCUUGAGGGGAUUUUUACUACUGAUUUUCACUGGCUGAUAUUUAUGGUGCUUGGAGUGGUGGGGGCUGCCAGGGACAUGUGUUUUAGAAAUGGGAAUCACAAUUUUUUCACUAAUGUGAUUGUCCUAACACCUAGUACAUACUGUACAGGUGUAAUUUAGACAUAUCACCCUUGAUAAACAAUGAAAACAAAUUAUGCAUGUGUAGGGAAAUUAAAAAAAAAACUGAACCUGUGAAAAACUACACAAACUUUAUAGCAGCUAAAAUUACCUGCAAAUACCUCGUCCAUCACCAAGACCUAUUUAUAUGAGCAGUGUUCGUUGUGACAAAUGUAGAAAAGGUAUGAAUUAGAAUGAAUAUCUUCACCAUGCGGGAGACGUAUUUCACUAGUUUCAAUUACAUCUUCCUCAGAAAUACAUGUAUGUACUUAUGGUUGAAUACAUCACUUGUAUUAUGAAGAUAUUGUUGUCAUACAUACAUUUUCUACCUAUUUAUAUGUGCGGUUAGUACUUAACACUUGUAUUUUUUUGCUUAGCUUUUGUAUUAAAUGGAAGGAAAAAGCUGUAGUAACUGACAAAAAAGAAAUCUUUGUUAUAUUGUAAAAUAAGUUUUAUAAGUUACUUCUUAAGAAUAUCUAAGAAUUGAAUGAUGUAAUGGAGCUGGUUAUACAGUUAUAUUAUUAUUUUUUUUUUUUUUUUAUAUAUCUCAUCUGUUUAAGAGAAAUAUAUACUUUUGAAAACAGAAUAUACA
Messenger RNA from Penaeus chinensis, 2724 nucleotides. Its product is annotated as acyl-coenzyme A thioesterase 9, mitochondrial-like. Gene Ontology annotation, cellular component: mitochondrion. Gene Ontology annotation, biological process: acyl-CoA metabolic process. Gene Ontology annotation, molecular function: fatty acyl-CoA hydrolase activity. Bases 65 to 1423 code for a protein of 452 amino acids. The record is from RefSeq and is a predicted model, not a curated record. Lineage: Eukaryota; Metazoa; Arthropoda; Malacostraca; Decapoda; Penaeidae. The transcript has 12 exons.